This is a messenger RNA of Macroventuria anomochaeta, 1831 nucleotides long. RefSeq names its product FAD/NAD(P)-binding domain-containing protein. Bases 247 to 1740 code for a protein of 497 amino acids. The record is from RefSeq and is a predicted model, not a curated record. Lineage: Eukaryota; Fungi; Ascomycota; Dothideomycetes; Pleosporales; Didymellaceae. The transcript is spliced from 3 exons. Gene Ontology annotation, biological process: secondary metabolite biosynthetic process. Gene Ontology annotation, molecular function: FAD binding; monooxygenase activity.
AUCUCCGCCAAGUAUGCCUAUCAUCGGCGGAUUUUCUGGGCACGUUGUUCCGCGAGCGAAAAUAAACAUCGCCAUCGCAACCCGGCUAGUCGGAAGUCCGAUGGCUUCGGCAACCCACGCUGGGGUCCCCAAAGCCGAGUAGUGCUCGCGCGACCCUUAAGAUGGAUACAAAAGACUCUGAGGCUGGUGGUGUCUGUUUGACUUCACGUCGUCACGUUACGCAUCAGAAGAGCCAAAACUGCGAACAUGCCUCACGCACUUACGUCUCGCGACUCCAACAUGGAGGCUAAGCCUCUGGGGUCCUACGAGAAGACUGGAAUCGAUGUCUUGAUCGUAGGUACUGGUCUGGCCGGUCUCGUUGCCGCGCUCGAAUGCACACGCAAAGGACACAAUGUUCGCGUCCUGGAGAGGAAUGCAGACAUCAACACAGCUGGUGACAUGUACUUCAUGGGUCUCAGCGCAACACGCUUCCUGAAGCAUUGGCCAGAACUCCUCGAGGAGUACAAGAGAAUUUCGCUCCACAAUGCCUGGAUUGAGACCUUCAAGCACUCCGGCGAGGUUGUCAUUCCUCCCAAGAAGGUCGCCGACCGUUUGCGAGCGCAGGGGCUGGAUCCCGACACACCACCUGGCGAGUUUCAGAUGCGCCCACUCGUCUACCGUAUGUUCGUCACCGCAGUAGAGAAGCUCGGUGUCUCAGUCGAGUUCAACCGCAAGAUCGUAGACUACUUUGAGGACGAGUCGACUGGCAAGGGUGGAUGCACAACAGAUGAUGGAAAGAAAUACGAGGCUGACAUUGUCAUCGCGGCCGAUGGUGUAGGAUCCAAGAGUCAGAAGUUAGUUGGUGGUCAAGUUCGCGCCCAGCCGUCUGGACGUGCUAUGUGGCGCGCUGCCUUCCCCAUUCAGGAGCUCGACAAGAACCCCAAGGUCAAGGAAUUCUUCAAGAUGAUGCCCGGCAACGAGCCCAUUGUGAGGACAUGGUUGGGCCCAUCCACUUACGCUCUGACAUUGACUCGUGAGGAUGUCAUGGUCUGGAUCAUGAACCACGAUGUCACCGGUACCGAGAAGGAGAGUUGGAACAACACCAUCGACAAGGAGGAGGUUCUAGACGGUAUGGACAAGAUGGCUGGCAUGGAGAAGGUCAAGUGGGCACCCAUCUUCAAGGAGCUCGUUGAGGUCACACCACCCAACACCAUUGUGAACUUCGAGCUUCUCUGGAGAAACCCUCAACCCGUUUGGGCUUCUCCUGCUGCCCGCGUCAUCCAGAUCGGCGACGCUGCGCACUCAUAUCUUCCAGCCUCUGGCAACGGAGCCACACAAGCCAUCGAAGAUGCUAUCUCGAUUGCCUCAUGUUUACAGAUCGGUGGCAAGGGGAACAUUCCUCAGUCUGUCCGCGUUCACCUCCGCUUCCGCUUCAUCCGCAACUCAUGCGCACAGAAGCUCGGCUUCUCCAACGCCGAACUUCUCCAGGACACCGACUGGGACAAGGUCAAGCUCGACCCGCGUCGCGCUGCACCCAAGCUGCCUAAGUGGGUGUGGUCGCAUGACCCCGAGGCGUACGCUUACGAGAACUACCACAAAGCUGCUGAGAGCAUCAAGAAGGGCAUCAAUAUGGCAGAUGAAGACAGCUAUGAGCCGAACUACCCCAAGGGUUACAAGUACGAGCCCUGGAACAUCGAGAAAAUUAUGGAGGACAUGAGGGCUCACAAGCCUAUCGACCUUGGUCCUGGUGACUGGGAGUAAAUGUCCAUGGCUUUGGUCAUCGGCAAUCACGAAGCUUGCAUGCAUUAGGAGUUAUACAGCGAUAAAUCAGUAUUCAUAAUCACGAACGACA